AUGGGCACUAAAAACAUAAGAAUGAUGACUGUAUGCUGGCUAGCCCAAGAAUCCACCAUGCUUCCAUGAAGGGAUGAUAAUAGGGGUGUGCUGAGACAGGCGAGUAUGGUCUCCAAGUUCCGUGUCAGGAUUGAGCUGUAAGUAUUAGAUUUGGGUAUUAUCUAUAUUCUGAGUCUUGAGGAAAGUAUAGUGUAGGCAUAAAAGCAGGAACUCCAGGGGAUAACUGACCUGGUUUUGAGUCCUGGCUGUUACAGCUGGGUCAUCUCCUACCUUCUCUAAGUCUCAAUUUCCUUAUUAGAAAUAUGGGGACAGUUUUAUCAUCGGGUUUUUAUAAAAAUUUAUUGAGAGCUUCCAUGUAAAACGCUAUGUACUAUGCCACGUGCAGUUUGUUUGGUUGUUUUUGUUGUUUUUCAUAUCUUAACCCCAUUGGACCACCUCUGAUUUUUGUUAGAUCCCAAAAUAGCCCAUAUCAUAAAGACACUAUUGAACUGGUGUUUUGGGAAGAAUGAAAAAGAAAAAUUAAAACUGAACAUCUUAUUUGUAAGGUUGGGAUCGGUGAAUUAACUGGAAAAAAAAAAUCUUGGCAGAGAUACAGGCCACUCCAGAGAAGCAGCAGCUGGUGGAGAAAUGGAGAUGCAAUCCUAUUAUGCCAAGCUCUUGGGGGAGUUGAAUGAACAGCGAAAGAGGGACUUUUUCUGUGACUGCAGCAUCAUUGUGGAAGGGCGGAUCUUCAAGGCCCACAGGAACAUUCUGUUUGCCAACAGUGGCUACUUCCGAGCCCUGCUCAUUCACUACAUCCAGGACAGCGGGCGGCCUAGCACCGCCUCGCUGGACAUUGUCACGUCCGACGCCUUCUCCACCAUCUUAGACUUCCUGUACUCUGGGAAGCUGGAUCUGUGCGGGGAGAACGUGAUUGAAGUUAUGUCAGCGGCCAGCUACCUGCAGAUGAAUGAUGUGGUGAACUUCUGCAAGACGUACAUCAGGUCGUCCCUCGAUAUCUGCCGGAAGAUGGAGAAGGAGGCAGCUGCGGUGGCGGUGGCCAUGGGGGCUCACCAGGUUGACAGUGGAAGCCCCAGUUCAGGCAGGGAAGGGACCUCCUGUGAUACCAAGAGCUUGGCCUCCUUGGCAGCCAAGGGAGAAGAGAAUGUGGACUGUCUGAGAGAGUCCCCUUGCACUGACUGCCGGGGCUGCCACCCGCUGGGACUGGUGGUGAAGGACCGCCAGGGCUGUGGCCCAGCUGACGGUGACCUCUCUAUUCUGCCCAAACAGAUAGAGCCCAAGGUGGAGUUUGAGGCCGACGAGGUGGAGGUGGAGGGUGGUGAGCCGCUGCAGCCUUAUGCCGCCCCAUUCAGCCUGGCCCGCGUGGCCGAGGCUUUGCCCGGUGGCCAGGCUGUGGACUUGGCCUACAGUAACUACCACGUGAAGCAAUUCCUGGAGGCACUCCUGCGCAACAGUGCUGUCCCCAGCAAAGAUGAUGCGGACCAUCACUUUUCUCGGAGUUUGGAGGGAAGACCAGAUGGUGCAGGAGGAACCAUGAGUUCCAUGAUGGAUGUCCAGACUGACUGGUAUGGAGAGGACUCAGGUGACGUGCUGGUGGUCCCCAUCAAGCUCCACAAGUGUCCUUUUUGUCCUUACACUGCCAAACAGAAGGGCAUCCUUAAGCGGCAUAUCCGCUCGCACACAGGUGAGCGGCCCUACCCCUGUGAGACCUGCGGCAAGAGGUUCACGCGACAGGAGCACCUGCGGAGUCAUGCCCUGAGUGUGCACAGAUCCAACCGUCCAAUCAUCUGCAAGGGCUGCAGAAGAACCUUCACGAGUCACCUGUCCCAGGGCCUGCGGCGCUUCGGGUUGUGUGACAACUGCACCUGUGUUACCGACACACAUGACGAGGAGGACGAGCUGAUGCCCGUCAACCUUAGCCUGGUGGAGGCUUCGUCGGAAAGCCAAGAAAAGAGUGACACGGACAAUGACUGGCCAAUCUACGUGGAGUCUGGUGAGGAAAACGACCCCGCCGGAGAGGAUUCUGAUGGCAGACGGCAAAUUCAGCCCUACUCGUUGGAUCGAGAGACACUUACGUAGCAGUAAAUUUGGUGGGGGAGAGGUUUUAGAAUCGGUUAUUGCUCAUUCUGCGUUCGAAAGCCGCCAUUUGUCCAAUUUUGUGGAACCCCGAGAGGAACAUUUUUUUCACCAUUCCUCUACUUGCAUUUUUGUUAGAUUACAUAGCGAAGGUUGGAUCUUGUGAGUCGAAGGACUAAUGACUGCUUAGUGGAAUGCCCUUGGUUUCAGAGGGCUUUGCUGAGUUAAUUCUGAGUGAGUCAAGGCUGGCCCCAAGGCUCCCCAUUCUUCCUGUGGUGCACCCAGACUCUGGUUCGGAGAAAGAUAAGAAAAUCUCCGUGCUUGUUUUCACAUUGUCUCACAUCUACAUUCCUUUCUUGUCAGCCUUUUUCUCUGUAAAGGUGGGCAAGAAUAGCUUGAGACCAGUCUCCCUCUUGCCAAGCCUCUCCUAAUGGAUUCCAUAUUUUAGUUUUCUGGUGAAGUCUUCAUGACAUCAGGUAGGCAGGGAUGUUCAGCUGCAUGAUUGUAAAGGUACUUUCUAACUCUAAGGCUGCAGUUCUAAUGGCUGGGAGUAUUUAUGUGCACACACACAUGGAAAUGAACUGAGAGGCUCCUGGGGUACUCUGACUUGCCCAGUUGUAUUAAACUUUAGGUUAGCCCUGGGAAGGGAGCCUGUGAGCCCAGGUCUGGGCGGUUUCCCUGUCUGGUUUGGUAUUUGACAAUUCUACACACACAGAUCACCUGUUUUGUGAUCAUAAAACAAGUCAUUUGGGCGAAAUUCAAAAUACUCCUGCUUUUCCAGCCAUUUUCCAGAGUCGCUGUUGUGGAGCGUGGAAAUAUAGCCACUGCUGAGUUUUCUGCUUUGAUUAUGAAUAGAGCUUUAAUUGGAGGGAAAGUGCAAGCCUAUAUGAACAAGUUGUAUUUCUAAAUUGUUUACCUUUUAAAAUACCCUCUGGAGGGAAAGAGAAGGUUGGUAGAAGAACAGGUUUUUAAAACCAUUCUGCUUUUCACCCACUUUGCAGCCAUGUGGUUAUUCUAACGGAAGAGGCUAUACUUUAAAAGACCGAAGAGCAGGAAAUAUUAGGGAUUAAAGAUAUUUAAGGCACUUUCAUAAUUUUGUCUUAUGUUAAAGUAUACAAAAUGGGCUUUAAAGGAAAUCACUUUUUCUUCCUUUUCAAAAGGUGGCAAAACCCCCUUUCUUUCUGCCUCCUGAACAAAAAGCCAAUAAAAAACAUUAGAAAUUGGUUUGUGAGUGUUAGUCAUUGGAGUUCAAAAGGUGUUUAAACCAUACUCCUCAAUAGAAGUGAGAACUCUAGAAUAGUGUUACUCAAACUGUGACCCCCAGACAGCUGGCCUGUGAAUUCUUUGAUACCAAUCCACACAGUAGGACCACCUGUUGGCCUGCAGUAGGUUAGAAAUUUUAAAAUGGUCUUUUGCCACAGAUAGUUUGAAAAUUAUUGUUCUAAAUCAAGAGUAACAAACUGGAAAUUAUCAAGGACCAGAAACACUUUUCAUUCCUGAAAUGGAAAUAUUAGUUAGCUAUUCUUUUCAAGGAGGGAUCUUAGCAAAAGGGAAAUCUAACUGGUUGUGUAUAAGGUGUACUUUGCAAGGAGUUUUGUUUGAUAUUUUUGCUCUGUUUAAAUUAUUUCUAGUGUUUUUUUUUUUAUUUUUUAUUUUUAAGUAAUCUUCACACCCAACAUGGGGCUCAAACUCACAACCCUGAGAUCAAGGGUCGCAUGCUCCACUGACUGAGCCAGCCAGGUGCCCCAUUUCUAGUGUUUUAAUGUGACUUUUCUACCUCACAGUUCAACUUCUCUGCCCACUUUCUCUGGUAGAGGAACGAUCCUCCUCAGUGACUCUAUGACCUGAUCAUAUCGCUGGGUGCAAAGUAAAUUUACAUUAGCAAUUUCACUAAGAUGGUGACUUUCACCUGGGGGUGAUUUUGUCCCCCAGAGGACAUUUGGCAAUGUCUGGAGACAGUCUCAAUUGUUACAACUCAGGACAGGGUGCUGCCGGCAUCUGGAUAGGUUGCUGCUAAACAUCCUACAGUGCAUAGGACGGCCCCUUAGAACAAAGAAUUAUCUAGUCCAAAAUGUCAAGUAUAUCAAGGUUGAGAAACCUGACCAUAAGAUAAAGUAAGAUAUUUAAAAAAAUUUUUUUUUAAGUUUUUAUUUACUUAUUUGACAGAGACACAGUGAGAGAGGGAACACAAGCAGGGGGA
Messenger RNA from Zalophus californianus (California sea lion), 4276 nucleotides. It is a transcript of the gene ZBTB8B, whose product is annotated as zinc finger and BTB domain containing 8B. Bases 628 to 2079 code for a protein of 483 amino acids. Gene Ontology annotation, biological process: regulation of transcription by RNA polymerase II. The record is from RefSeq and is a predicted model, not a curated record. Lineage: Eukaryota; Metazoa; Chordata; Mammalia; Carnivora; Otariidae. Gene Ontology annotation, molecular function: RNA polymerase II cis-regulatory region sequence-specific DNA binding; protein binding; DNA-binding transcription factor activity, RNA polymerase II-specific. The transcript is spliced from 3 exons. Gene Ontology annotation, cellular component: nucleus.